AUCAGCAUCAGUUCGGUUACAGCUCUCAGCAAAAUGAGAGUAACAACCUUUGUGAUCCUGUGCUGCGCAUUGCAGCAAUAUGUAGCUGCAGAUGAUAAUGCAGUUUUAGAUGAAGACAUGACCCGAUUUUUAGAGGGCAACAAAAACUUUCAAGAAACAACCGAAACGAAAUCAGAUGAAGUAAUAAAAAAAAAUGGAACAUUAGUGGAAAGGCAAAUAAUAAAGAAAAAAUACGUAGAUAGAUCGAGACAUAAACAUAAUAAGUCAGGUGAAAGGAUUACUAAAACUUUCACAAUAGAGUCGGGUCCUAAUGGGGAAGAAACUAUAUAUGAGACUGAUGUUGUCGAAACGACCGUUCCGAACUCGGAUCGAGCCAGAUUAGAUUCAGAUGCAUCGGCAUCGUCAGCUUCUGGAUUAAGAGGUUUGGGACGCAAUGGGUAUGGCAGCAACGGUGCCAGAUUCAACGAAAUAGGAGGUUCUGGCCUCGGUGGCCGCAAUGGAGCGGGAGGUCGGACUGUGGUGAUCAACGAAGGAGGUUCACACUCAUCUGGAUCAAGCGCAUCUGCGUCAUCAUCCGCAGCUUCAUCCUCUGGAUCCGGAAACACUGGAAUUGGAUCGGGACUCAAAGGAUUGGACAACUACGGCACCGCAUAUAAUGGCCAGGGAGGACUUGGCUAUGGUGACGGUAAUGCAGCAACCGCAGCAGCAGCAGCCACAGCUGCUGCUUCUGGCCUCGGUGGACGCAAUGGAUUGGGUGGUCAGACCGUUGUCAUCAACCAAAGAGGAUCAGGAUCAUCGGCAUCAAGUUCAGCUGCGUCAUCAUCCGCAGCUUCAUCCUCUGGUAGUCCCACGAUAGUGAUCAACGAAGCAGGAUCAGGAUCAUCGGCAUCAAGCUCAGCUGCGUCAUCAUCCGCAGCUUCAUCCUCUGGAUCCGGAAACUCUGGAAUUGGAUCGGGACUCAACGGAUUGAACAACUACGGCGCCGGAUAUAAUGGCCUGGGAGGACUUGGCUAUGGUGGCGGUAAUGCAGCAGCCGCAGCUGCUGCUUCUGAGUUCGGUGGACGCAAUGGAGCGGGAGGUCAGACUGUGGUAAUCAACGAAAGAGGUUCCGACUCAUCGGGAUCAAGCGCAGCUGCGGCAUCAUCCGCAGCUUCAUCCUCUGGAUCCGGAAAUUCUGGAAGUGGAUCGGGACUCAACGGAUUGAACAACAACGGCGCCGGAUAUAAUGGCCUGGGAGAACUUGGCUAUAGUGGCGGUAAUGCAGCAGCCGCAGCAGCAGCAGCCGCAGCUGCUGCUUCUCAGUACGGUGGACGCAAUGGAGCGGGAGGUCAGACCGUGGUAAUCAACGAAGGAGGUUCAGACUCAUCGGGAUCAAGCGCAGCUGCGGCAUCAUCUGCAGCUUCAUCCUCUGGAUCCGGAAACUCUGGAAUUGGAUCGGGACUCAACGGAUUGAACAACAACGACGCCGGAUAUAAUGGCCUGGGAGAACUUGGCUAUGGUGGCGGUAAUGCAGCAGCCGCAUCAGCAGCAGCCGCAGCUGCUGCUUCUCAGUUCGGUGGACGCAAUGGAGCGGGAGGUCAGACCGUGGUAAUCAACGAAGGAGGAUCAGACUCAUCGGGAUCAAGCGCAGCUGCGGCAUCAUCCGCAGCUUCAUCCUCUGGAUCCGGAAACGGUUACAGCAAUAACGGAGUCGGAUUCAUUGGACUCGGCCCGCAGUACCGCAGAGGUGGUGAAACUAUCGUGAUAAACAAAGGUGGAUCUUCCUCAUCUGGUUCAACUGCUGUCUCGUCAGCUUCCUCUGGCAGUGAUUCCACUUACGGAUCUUCUGCUCUUGGACCUAUGGGUUAUGGUACUGAUGUGUUACUUGCACCAUACGGGCAACAGCCAUCGACUGUCAUAGUCAAUCGAGGAACAUCUGGCUCAAGUUCUUCAAGUUCAGCUUCGUCUUCCGAUGGAUCUUCAUCAAUUGGAGGUAGAUCUGGAGGAUAUGGAGGACAGGGAUAUGGCAACAGCAAUGAUGCUGACUACGCUGCCGCCGCCGCAGCCGCAGCCGCAGCUGUUUAUGGUAGUUCAGGACUUGGUUCAUUGUAUGGCCCGAGUAGUCCCACGAUAGUGAUCAACGAAGCAGGAUCAGGAUCAUCGGCAUCAAGCUCAGCUGCGUCAUCAUCCGCAGCUUCAUCCUCUGGAUCCGGAAACUCUGGAAUUGGAUCGGGACUCAACGGAUUGAACAACUACGGCGCCGGAUAUAAUGGCCUGGGAGGACUUGGCUACGGUGGCGGUAAUGCAGCAGCCGCAGCUGCUGCUUCUGAGUUCGGUGGACGCAAUGGAGCGGGAGGUCAGACUGUGGUAAUCAACGAAAGAGGUUCCGACUCAUCGGGAUCAAGCGCAGCUGCGGCAUCAUCCGCAACUUCAUCCUCUGGAUCCGGAAACUCUGGAAUUGGAUCGGGACUCAACAGAUUGAACAACUACGGCGCCGGAUAUAAUGCCCUGGGAGAACUUGGCUAUGGUGGCGGUAAUGCAGCAGCCGCAUCAGCAGCAGCCGCAGCUGCUGCUUCUCAGUUCGGUGGACGCAAUGGAGCGGGAGGUCAGACCGUGGUAAUCAACGAAGAAGGUUCAGACUCAUCGGGAUCAAGCGCAGCUGCGGCAUCAUCCGCAGCUUCAUCCUCUGGAUCCGGAAACUCUGGAAUUGGAUCGGGACUCAACGAAUUGAACAACUACGGCGCCGGAUAUAAUGACCUGGGAGAACUUGGCUAUGGUGGCGGUAAUGCAGCAGCCGCAGCAGCAGCAGCCGCAGCUGCUGCUUCUCAGUUCGGUGGACGCAAUGGAGCGGGAGGUCAGACCGUGGUAAUCAACGAAGCAGGAUCAGGAUCAUCGGCAUCAAGCUCAGCUGCGUCAUCAUCCGCAGCUUCAUCCUCUGGAUCCGGAAAAUCUGGAAUUGGAUCGGGACUCAACGGAUUGAACAACUACGGCGCUGGAUAUAAUGGCCUGGGAGGACUUGGCUAUGGUGGCGGUAAUGCAGCAGCCGCAGCUGCUGCUUCUGAGUUCGGUGGACGCAAUGGAGCGGGAGGUCAGACUGUGGUAAUCAACGAAAGAGGUUCCGAAACAUCGGGAUCAAGCGCAGCUGCGGCAUCAUCCGCAGCUUCAUCCUCUGGAUCCGGAAACUCUGGAAUUGGAUCGGGACUCAACGGAUUGAACAACUACGGCGCCGGAUAUAAUGGCCUGGGAGAACUUGGCUAUGGUGGCGGUAAUGCAGCAGCCGCAUCAGCAGCAGCCGCAGCUGCUGCUUCUCAGUUCGGUGGACGCAAUGGAGCGGGAGGUCAGACCGUGGUAAUCAACGAAGAAGGUUCAGACUCAUCGGGAUCAAGCGCAGCUGCGGCAUCAUCCGCAGCUUCAUCCUCUGGAUCCGGAAACGGUUACAGCAACAACGGAAUCGGAUUCAUUGGACUCGGCCCACAGUACCGCAGAGGUGGUGAAACUAUCGUCAUAAACAAAGGUGGAUCUUCCUCAUCUGGUUCAACUGCUGUCUCGUCAGCUUCCUCUGGCAGUGAUUCCACUUACGGAUCUUCUGCUCUUGGACCUAUGGGUUAUGGUACUGAUGUGUUACUUGCACCAUACGGGCAACAGCCAUCGACUGUUAUAGUCAAUCGAGGAACAUCUGGCUCAAGUUCUUCAAGUUCAGCUUCGUCUUCCGAUGGAUCUUCAUCAAUUGGAGGUAGAUCUGGAGGAUAUGGAAGACGGGGAUAUGGCAACAGCAAUGCUGCUGACUCCGCUGCCGCCGCCGCAGCCGCAGCCGCAGCUGUUUCUGGUAGUUCAGGACUUGGUUCAUUGUAUGGCCCGAGUAGUCCCACGAUAGUGAUCAACGAAGCAGGAUCAGGAUCAUCGGCAUCAAGCUCAGCUGCGUCAUCAUCCGCAGCUUCAUCCUCUGGAUCCGGAAACUCUGGAAUUGGAUCGGGACUCAACGGAUUGAACAACUACGGCGCCGGAUAUAAUGGCCUGGGAGGACUUGGCUAUGGUGGCGGUAAUGCAGCAGCCGCAGGAGCAGCAGCCGCAGCUGCUGCUUCUCAGUUCGGUGGACGCAAUGGAGCGGGAGGUCAGACCGUGGUAAUCAACGAAGGAGGUUCAGACUCAUCGGGAUCAAGCGCAGCUGCGGCAUCAUCUGCAGCUUCAUCCUCUGGAUCCGGAAACUCUGGAAUUGGAUCGGGACUCAACGGAUUGAACAACUACGGCGCCGGAUAUAAUGGCCUGGGAGAACUUGGCUAUGGUGGCGGUAAUGCAGCAGCCGCAGCAGCCGCAGCUGCUGCUUCUCAGUUCGGUGGACGCAAUGGAGCGGGAGGUCAGACCGUGGUAAUCAACGAAGGAGGUUCAGACUCAUCGGGAUCAAGCGCAGCUGCGGCAUCAUCUGCAGCUUCAUCCUCUGGAUCCGGAAACUCUGGAAUUGGAUCGGGACUCAACGGAUUGAACAACUACGGCGCCGGAUAUAAUGACCUGGGAGAACUUGGCUAUGGUGGCGGUAAUGCAGCAGCCGGAGCAGCAGCAGCCGCAGCUGCUGCUUCUCAGUUCGGUGGACGCAAUGGAGCGGGAGGUCAGACCGUGGUAAUCAACGAAGGAGGUUCAGACUCAUCGGGAUCAAGCGCAGCUGCGGCAUCAUCCGCAGCUUCAUCCUCUGGAUCCGGAAACUCUGGAAUUGGAUCGGGACUCAACGGAUUGAACAACUACGGCGCCGGAUAUAAUGGCCUGGGAGAACUUGGCUAUGGUGGCGGUAAUGCAGCAGCCGCAUCAGCAGCAGCCGCAGCUGCUGCUUCUCAGUUCGGUGGACGCAAUGGAGCGGGAGGUCAGACCGUGGUAAUCAACGAAGAAGGUUCAGACUCAUCGGGAUCAAGCGCAGCUGCGGCAUCAUCCGCAGCUUCAUCCUCUGGAUCCGGAAACGGUUACAGCAACAACGGAAUCGGAUUCAUUGGACUCGGCCCACAGUACCGCAGAGGUGGUGAAACUAUCGUCAUAAACAAAGGUGGAUCUUCCUCAUCUGGUUCAACUGCUGUCUCGUCAGCUUCCUCUGGCAGUGAUUCCACUUACGGAUCUUCUGCUCUUGGACCUAUGGGUUAUGGUACUGAUGUGUUACUUGCACCAUACGGGCAACAGCCAUCGACUGUUAUAGUCAAUCGAGGAACAUCUGGCUCAAGUUCUUCAAGUUCAGCUUCGUCUUCCGAUGGAUCUUCAUCAAUUGGAGGUAGAUCUGGAGGAUAUGGAAGACGGGGAUAUGGCAACAGCAAUGCUGCUGACUCCGCUGCCGCCGCCGCAGCCGCAGCCGCAGCUGUUUCUGGUCAGACCGUGGUAAUCAACGAAGAAGGUUCAGACUCAUCGGGAUCAAGCGCAGCUGCGGCAUCAUCCGCAGCUUCAUCCUCUGGAUCCGGAAACGGUUACAGCAAUAACGGAAUCGGAUUCAUUGGACUCGGCCCGCAGUACCGCAGAGGUGGUGAAACUAUCGUGAUAAACAAAGGUGGAUCUUCCUCAUCUGGUUCAACUGCUGUUUCGUCAGCUUCCUCUGGCAGUGAUUCCACUUACGAAUCUUCUGCUCUUGGACCUAUGGGUUAUGGUACUGAUGUGUUACUUGCACCAUACGGGCAACAGCCAUCGACAGUCAUAGUCAAUCGAGGAACAUCUGGCUCAAGUUCUUCAAGUUCAGCUUCGUCUUCCGAUGGAUCUUCAUCAAUUGGAGGUAGAUCUGGAGGAUAUGGAGGACAGGGAUAUGGCAACAGCAAUGCUGCUGACUUCGCUGCCGCCGCCGCAGCCGCAGCCGCAGCUGUUUCUGGUAGUUCAGGACUUGGUUCAUUGUAUGGCCCGAGUAGUCCCACGAUAGUGAUCAACGAAGCAGGAUCAGGAUCAUCGGCAUCAAGCUCAGCUGCGUCAUCAUCCGCAGCUUCAUCCUCUGGAUCCGGAAACUCUGGAACUGGAUCGGGACUCAACGGAUUGAACAACUACGGCGCCGGAUAUAAUGGCCUGGGAGGACUUGGCUAUGGUGGCGGUAAUGCAGCAGCCGCAGCUGCUGCUUCUGAGUUCGGUGGACGCAAUGGAGCGGGAGGUCAGACCGUGGUAAUCAACGAAGGAGGUUCAGACUCAUCGGGAUCAAGCGCAGCUGCGGCAUCAUCCGCAGCUUCAUCCUCUGGAUCCGGAAACUCUGGAAUUGGAUCGGGACUCAACGGAUUGAACAACUACGGCGCCGGAUAUAAUGGCCUGGGAGAACUUGGCUAUGGUGGCGGUAAUGCAGCAGCCGCAUCAGCAGCAGCCGCAGCUGCUGCUUCUCAGUUCGGUGGACGCAAUGGAGCGGGAGGUCAGACCGUGGUAAUCAACGAAGAAGGUUCAGACUCAUCGGGAUCAAGCGCAGCUGCGGCAUCAUCCGCAGCUUCAUCCUCUGGAUCCGGAAACUCUGGAAUUGGAUCGGGACUCAACGGAUUGAACAACUACGGCGCCGGAUAUAAUGGCCUGGGAGAACUUGGCUAUAGUGGCGGUAAUGCAGCAGCCGCAGCAGCAGCAGCCGCAGCUGCUGCUUCUCAGUACGGUGGACGCAAUGGAGCGGGAGGUCAGACCGUGGUAAUCAACGAAGGAGGUUCAGACUCAUCGGGAUCAAGCGCAGCUGCGGCAUCAUCUGCAGCUUCAUCCUCUGGAUCCGGAAACUCUGGAAUUGGAUCGGGACUCAACGGAUUGAACAACAACGGCGCCGGAUAUAAUGGCCUGGGAGAACUUGGCUAUGGUGGCGGUAAUGCAGCAGCCGCAUCAGCAGCAGCCGCAGCUGCUGCUUCUCAGUUCGGUGGACGCAAUGGAGCGGGAGGUCAGACCGUGGUAAUCAACGAAGGAGGAUCAGACUCAUCGGGAUCAAGCGCAGCUGCGGCAUCAUCCGCAGCUUCAUCCUCUGGAUCCGGAAACGGUUACAGCAAUAACGGAAUCGGAUUCAUUGGACUCGGCCCGCAGUACCGCAGAGGUGGUGAAACUAUCGUGAUAAACAAAGGUGGAUCUUCCUCAUCUGGUUCAACUGCUGUCUCGUCAGCUUCUUCUGGCAGUGAUUCCAUUUACGGAUCUUCUGCUCUUGGACCUAUGGGUUAUGGUACUGAUGUGUUACUUGCACCAUACGGGCAACAGCCAUCGACUGUCAUAGUCAAUCGAGGAACAUCUGGCUCAAGUUCUUCAAGUUCAGCUUCGUCUUCCGAUGGAUCUUCAUCAAUUGGAGGUAGAUCUGGAGGAUAUGGAGGACAGGGAUACGGCAACAGCAAUGCUGCUGACUCCGCUGCCGCCGCCGCAGCCGCAGCCGCAGCUGUUUCUGGUAGUUCAGGACUUGGUUCAUUGUAUGGCCCGAGUAGUCCCACGAUAGUGAUCAACGAAGCAGGAUCAGGAUCAUCGGCAUCAAGCUCAGCUGCGUCAUCAUCCGCAGCUUCAUCCUCUGGAUCCGGAAACUCUGGAAUUGGAUCGGGACUCAACGGAUUGAACAACUACGGCGCCGGAUAUAAUGGCCUGGGAGGACUUGGCUAUGGUGGCGGUAAUGCAGCAGCCGCAUCAGCAGCAGCCGCAGCUGCUGCUUCUCAGUUCGGUGGACGCAAUGGAGCGGGAGGUCAGACCGUGGUAAUCAACGAAGAAGGUUCAGACUCAUCGGGAUCAAGCGCAGCUGCGGCAUCAUCCGCAGCUUCAUCCUCUGGAUCCGGAAACUCUGGAAUUGGAUCGGGACUCAACGGAUUGAACAACUACGGCGCCGGAUAUAAUGGCCUGGGAGAACUUGGCUAUGGUGGCGGUAAUGCAGCAGCCGCAUCAGCAGCAGCCGCAGCUGCUGCUUCUCAGUUCGGUGGACGCAAUGGAGCGGGAGGUCAGACCGUGGUAAUCAACGAAGGAGGUUCAGACUCAUCGGGAUCAAGCGCAGCUGCGGCAUCAUCUGCAGCUUCAUCCUCUGGAUCCGGAAACUCUGGAAUUGGAUCGGGACUCAACGGAUUGAACAACUACGGCGCCGGAUAUAAUGGCCUGGGAGGACUUGGCUAUGGUGGCGGUAAUGCAGCAGCCGCAGCUGCUGCUUCUGAGUUCGGUGGACGCAAUGGAGCGGUAGGUCAGACCGUGGUUAUCAACGAAGGAGGUUCAGACUCAUCGGGAUCAAGCGCAGCUGCGGCAUCAUCCGCAGCUUCAUCCUCUGGAUCCGGAAACUCUGGAAUUGGAUCGGGACUCAACGGAUUGAACAACUACGGCGCCGGAUAUAAUGGCCUGGGAGAACUUGGCUAUGGUGGCGGUAAUGCAGCAGCCGCAUCAGCAGCAGCCGCAGCUGCUGCUUCUCAGUUCGGUGGACGCAAUGGAGCGGGAGGUCAGACCGUGGUAAUCAACGAAGGAGGUUCAGACUCAUCGGGAUCAAGCGCAGCUGCGGCAUCAUCUGCAGCUUCAUCCUCUGGAUCCGGAAACUCUGGAAUUGGAUCGGGACUCAACGGAUUGAACAACUACGGCGCCGGAUAUAAUGGCCUGGGAGAACUUGGCUAUGGUGGCGGUAAUGCAGCAGCCGCAUCAGCAGCAGCCGCAGCUGCUGCUUCUCAGUUCGGUGGACGCAAUGGAGCGGGAGGUCAGACCGUGGUAAUCAACGAAGAAGGUUCAGACUCAUCGGGAUCAAGCGCAGCUGCGGCAUCAUCCGCAGCUUCAUCCUCUGGAUCCGGAAACGGUUACAGCAAUAACGGAAUCGGAUUCAUUGGACUCGGCCCGCAGUACCGCAGAGGUGGUGAAACUAUCGUGAUAAACAAAGGUGGAUCUUCCUCAUCUGGUUCAACUGCUGUCUCGUCAGCUUCUUCUGGCAGUGAUUCCAUUUACGGAUCUUCUGCUCUUGGACCUAUGGGUUAUGGUACUGAUGUGUUACUUGCACCAUACGGGCAACAGCCAUCGACUGUCAUAGUCAAUCGAGGAACAUCUGGCUCAAGUUCUUCAAGUUCAGCUUCGUCUUCCGAUGGAUCUUCAUCAAUUGGAGGUAGAUCUGGAGGAUAUGGAGGACAGGGAUACGGCAACAGCAAUGCUGCUGACUCCGCUGCCGCCGCCGCAGCCGCAGCCGCAGCUGUUUCUGGUAGUUCAGGACUUGGUUCAUUGUAUGGCCCGAGUAGUCCCACGAUAGUGAUCAACGAAGCAGGAUCAGGAUCAUCGGCAUCAAGCUCAGCUGCGUCAUCAUCCGCAGCUUCAUCCUCUGGAUCCGGAAACUCUGGAAUUGGAUCGGGACUCAACGGAUUGAACAACUACGGCGCCGGAUAUAAUGGCCUGGGAGGACUUGGCUAUGGUGGCGGUAAUGCAGCAGCCGCAUCAGCAGCAGCCGCAGCUGCUGCUUCUCAGUUCGGUGGACGCAAUGGAGCGGGAGGUCAGACCGUGGUAAUCAACGAAGAAGGUUCAGACUCAUCGGGAUCAAGCGCAGCUGCGGCAUCAUCCGCAGCUUCAUCCUCUGGAUCCGGAAACUCUGGAAUUGGAUCGGGACUCAACGGAUUGAACAACUACGGCGCCGGAUAUAAUGGCCUGGGAGAACUUGGCUAUGGUGGCGGUAAUGCAGCAGCCGCAUCAGCAGCAGCCGCAGCUGCUGCUUCUCAGUUCGGUGGACGCAAUGGAGCGGGAGGUCAGACCGUGGUAAUCAACGAAGGAGGUUCAGACUCAUCGGGAUCAAGCGCAGCUGCGGCAUCAUCUGCAGCUUCAUCCUCUGGAUCCGGAAACUCUGGAAUUGGAUCGGGACUCAACGGAUUGAACAACUACGGCGCCGGAUAUAAUGGCCUGGGAGGACUUGGCUAUGGUGGCGGUAAUGCAGCAGCCGCAGCUGCUGCUUCUGAGUUCGGUGGACGCAAUGGAGCGGUAGGUCAGACCGUGGUUAUCAACGAAGGAGGUUCAGACUCAUCGGGAUCAAGCGCAGCUGCGGCAUCAUCCGCAGCUUCAUCCUCUGGAUCCGGAAACUCUGGAAUUGGAUCGGGACUCAACGGAUUGAACAACUACGGCGCCGGAUAUAAUGGCCUGGGAGGACUUGGCUAUGGUGGCGGUAAUGCAGCAGCCGCAUCAGCAGCAGCCGCAGCUGCUGCUUCUCAGUUCGGUGGACGCAAUGGAGCGGGAGGUCAGACCGUGGUAAUCAACGAAGGAGGUUCAGACUCAUCGGGAUCAAGCGCAGCUGCGGCAUCAUCUGCAGCUUCAUUCUCUGGAUCCGGAAACUCUGGAAUUGGAUCGGGACUCAACGGAUUGAACAACUACGGCGCCGGAUAUAAUGGCCUGGGAGAACUUGGCUAUGGUGGCGGUAAUGCAGCAGCCGCAUCAGCAGCAGCCGCAGCUGCUGCUUCUCAGUUCGGUGGACGCAAUGGAGCGGGAGGUCAGACCGUGGUAAUCAACGAAGAAGGUUCAGACUCAUCGGGAUCAAGCGCAGCUGCGGCAUCAUCCGCAGCUUCAUCCUCUGGAUCCGGAAACGGUUACAGCAAUAACGGAAUCGGAUUCAUUGAACUCGGCCCGCAGUACCGCAGAGGUGGUGAAACUAUCGUGAUAAACAAAGGUGGAUCUUCCUCAUCUGGUUCAACUGCUGUUUCGUCAGCUUCCUCUGGCAGUGAUUCCACUUACGAAUCUUCUGCUCUUGGACCUAUGGGUUAUGGUACUGAUGUGUUACUUGCACCAUACGGGCAACAGCCAUCGACAGUCAUAGUCAAUCGAGGAACAUCUGGCUCAAGUUCUUCAAGUUCAGCUUCGUCUUCCGAUGGAUCUUCAUCAAUUGGAGGUAGAUCUGGAGGAUAUGGAGGACAGGGAUAUGGCAACAGCAAUGCUGCUGACUUCGCUGCCGCCGCCGCAGCCGCAGCCGCAGCUGUUUCUGGUAGUUCAGGACUUGGUUCAUUGUAUGGCCCGAGUAGUCCCACGAUAGUGAUCAACGAAGCAGGAUCAGGAUCAUCGGCAUCAAGCUCAGCUGCGUCAUCAUCCGCAGCUUCAUCCUCUGGAUCCGGAAACUCUGGAACUGGAUCGGGACUCAACGGAUUGAACAACUACGGCGCCGGAUAUAAUGGCCUGGGAGGACUUGGCUAUGGUGGCGGUAAUGCAGCAGCCGCAGCUGCUGCUUCUGAGUUCGGUGGACGCAAUGGAGCGGUAGGUCAGACCGUGGUUAUCAACGAAGGAGGUUCAGACUCAUCGGGAUCAAGCGCAGCUGCGGCAUCAUCCGCAGCUUCAUCCUCUGGAUCCGGAAACUCUGGAAUUGGAUCGGGACUCAACGGAUUGAACAACUACGGCGCCGGAUAUAAUGGCCUGGGAGAACUUGGCUAUGGUGGCGGUAAUGCAGCAGCCGCAUCAGCAGCAGCCGCAUCAGCAGCAGCCGCAUCAGCAGCAGCCGCAGCUGCUGCUUCUCAGUUCGGUGGACGCAAUGGAAUGGGAGGUCAGACCGUGGUAAUCAACGAAGAAGGUUCAGACUCAUCGGGAUCAAGCGCAGCUGCGGCAUCAUCCGCAGCUUCAUCCUCUGGAUCCGGAAACUCUGGAAUUGGAUCGGGACUCAACGGAUUGAACAACUACGGCGCCGGAUAUAAUGACCUGGGAGAACUUGGCUAUGGUGGCGGUAAUGCAGCAGCCGCAUCAGCAGCAGCCGCAGCUGCUGCUUCUCAGUUCGGUGGACGCAAUGGAGCGGGAGGUCAGACCGUGGUAAUUAACGAAGAAGGUUCAGACUCAUCGGGAUCAAGCGCAGCUGCGGCAUCAUCCGCAGCUUCAUCCUCUGGAUCCGGAAACGGUUACAGCAAUAACGGAAUCGGAUUCAUUGAACUCGGCCCGCAGUACCGCAGAGGUGGUGAAACUAUCGUGAUAAACAAAGGUGGAUCUUCCUCAUCUGGUUCAACUGCUGUUUCGUCAGCUUCCUCUGGCAGUGAUUCCACUUACGAAUCUUCUGCUCUUGGACCUAUGGGUUAUGGUACUGAUGUGUUACUUGCACCAUACGGGCAACAGCCAUCGACAGUCAUAGUCAAUCGAGGAACAUCUGGCUCAAGUUCUUCAAGUUCAGCUUCGUCUUCCGAUGGAUCUUCAUCAAUUGGAGGUAGAUCUGGAGGAUAUGGAGGACAGGGAUAUGGCAACAGCAAUGCUGCUGACUUCGCUGCCGCCGCCGCAGCCGCAGCCGCAGCUGUUUCUGGUAGUUCAGGACUUGGUUCAUUGUAUGGCCCGAGUAGUCCCACGAUAGUGAUCAACGAAGCAGGAUCAGGAUCAUCGGCAUCAAGCUCAGCUGCGUCAUCAUCCGCAGCUUCAUCCUCUGGAUCCGGAAACUCUGGAACUGGAUCGGGACUCAACGGAUUGAACAACUACGGCGCCGGAUAUAAUGGCCUGGGAGGACUUGGCUAUGGUGGCGGUAAUGCAGCAGCCGCAGCUGCUGCUUCUGAGUUCGGUGGACGCAAUGGAGCGGUAGGUCAGACCGUGGUUAUCAACGAAGGAGGUUCAGACUCAUCGGGAUCAAGCGCAGCUGCGGCAUCAUCCGCAGCUUCAUCCUCUGGAUCCGGAAACUCUGGAAUUGGAUCGGGACUCAACGGAUUGAACAACUACGGCGCCGGAUAUAAUGGCCUGGGAGAACUUGGCUAUGGUGGCGGUAAUGCAGCAGCCGCAUCAGCAGCAGCCGCAUCAGCAGCAGCCGCAUCAGCAGCAGCCGCAGCUGCUGCUUCUCAGUUCGGUGGACGCAAUGGAGCGGGAGGUCAGACCGUGGUAAUCAACGAAGGAGGUUCAGACUCAUCGGGAUCAAGCGCAGCUGCGGCAUCAUCUGCAGCUUCAUCCUCUGGAUCCGGAAACUCUGGAAUUGGAUCGGGACUCAACGGAUUGAACAACUACGGCGCCGGAUAUAAUGGCCUGGGAGGACUUGGCUAUGGUGGCGGUAAUGCAGCAGCCGCAGCUGCUGCUUCUGAGUUCGGUGGACGCAAUGGAGCGGUAGGUCAGACCGUGGUUAUCAACGAAGGAGGUUCAGACUCAUCGGGAUCAAGCGCAGCUGCGGCAUCAUCCGCAGCUUCAUCCUCUGGAUCCGGAAACUCUGGAAUUGGAUCGGGACUCAACGGAUUGAACAACUACGGCGCCGGAUAUAAUGGCCUGGGAGAACUUGGCUAUGGUGGCGGUAAUGCAGCAGCCGCAUCAGCAGCAGCCGCAGCUGCUGCUUCUCAGUUCGGUGGACGCAAUGGAGCGGGAGGUCAGACCGUGGUAAUCAACGAAGGAGGUUCAGACUCAUCGGGAUCAAGCGCAGCUGCGGCAUCAUCUGCAGCUUCAUUCUCUGGAUCCGGAAACUCUGGAAUUGGAUCGGGACUCAACGGAUUGAACAACUACGGCGCCGGAUAUAAUGGCCUGGGAGAACUUGGCUAUGGUGGCGGUAAUGCAGCAGCCGCAUCAGCAGCAGCCGCAGCUGCUGCUUCUCAGUUCGGUGGACGCAAUGGAGCGGGAGGUCAGACCGUGGUAAUUAACGAAGAAGGUUCAGACUCAUCGGGAUCAAGCGCAGCUGCGGCAUCAUCCGCAGCUUCAUCCUCUGGAUCCGGAAACGGUUACAGCAAUAACGGAAUCGGAUUCAUUGGACUCGGCCCGCAGUACCGCAGAGGUGGUGAAACUAUCGUGAUAAACAAAGGUGGAUCUUCCUCAUCUGGUUCAACUGCUGUCUCGUCAGCUUCUUCUGGCAGUGAUUCCAUUUACGGAUCUUCUGCUCUUGGACCUAUGGGUUAUGGUACUGAUGUGUUACUUGCACCAUACGGGCAACAGCCAUCGACUGUCAUAGUCAAUCGAGGAACAUCUGGCUCAAGUUCUUCAAGUUCAGCUUCGUCUUCCGAUGGAUCUUCAUCAAUUGGAGGUAGAUCUGGAGGAUAUGGAGGACAGGGAUAUGGCAACAGCAAUGCUGCUGACUCCGCUGCCGCCGCCGCAGCCGCAGCCGCAGCUGUUUCUGGUAGUUCAGGACUUGGUUCAUUGUAUGGCCCGAGUAGUCCCACGAUAGUGAUCAACGAAGGAGGUUCAGACUCAUCUGGAUCAAGCGCAGCUGCGGCAUCAUCCGCAGCUUCAUCCUCUGGAUCCGGAAACUCUGGAACUGGAUCGGGACUCAACGGAUUGAACAACUACGGCGCCGGAUAUUAUGGCCUGGGAGGACUUGGCUAUGGUGGCGGUAAUGCAGCAGCCGCAGCAGCAGCAGCCGCAGCUGCUGCUUCUGACUUCGGUGGACGCAAUGGAGCGGGAGGUCAGACCCUAAUAAUCAACGAAGCAGGUUCAGACUCAUCGGGAUCAAGCGCAGCUGCGGCAUCAUCCGCAGCUUCAUCCUCUGGAUCCGGAAACUCUGGAACUGGAUCGGGACUCAACGGAUUGAACAACUACGGCGCCGGCUAUAAUGGCCUGGGAGGACUUGGCUAUGGUGGCGGUAAUGCAGCAUCAUCCGCUGCAGUCGCCGCAACAACAGCAGCUGGAUCUGGCAUUGGUGGAUUAAAUGAACUGUUCGCUCCAACCGUGAUUAUUAACGAAAGUGGCCAAGGAUCUUCCUCUUCAAGUGAUGCAUCGGCUUCUGCCACAUCUUUGGUUAAUACCGAUAACACAUAUAGCGCCAACACUCCCUAUUUUAGUGCAUUAGCGGCUGGAGGUUAUGCUCCUUACAAUUACCAAGGCGCUUCGUCACCAUUGGUUAUUAUCAACGAACGACGCUCAAGUGCGUCUUCAGCUUCCUCCAGCUCGUCGAGUGGAGGAGUGAUCAGAAGAGGACGCCCAGGCAUUCGUAGACCUUGUCUGCUAACUCGCAAGCAAUUUGUAGUCAAGAUUGGUCGUCGUGGCAGACCAUGCCCUACUUGUUAUUAGUACUAUUGUAUUAAAUUUAAUUGGACACAUUCUUUAUGGAAAUCUAUAAAAUAUAUACGAGCAU
This is a messenger RNA of Papilio machaon (common yellow swallowtail), 14836 nucleotides long. It is a transcript of the gene FIBH, whose product is annotated as fibroin heavy chain. NCBI's taxonomy places the organism in Eukaryota, Metazoa, Arthropoda, Insecta, Lepidoptera, Papilionidae. The record is from RefSeq and is a predicted model, not a curated record. The transcript is spliced from 4 exons. The coding region runs from base 34 to 14772 and encodes 4912 amino acids.